CCACAAAGAAGUUUCUCCGGCGGCAACGGCGCUGCCCCAUGCACGCCCCGAGCCGCUCGUGCUGGAGCGCAGCGCCGGGCGCCGAGCCCGCCAUGAAGCCCCGCGCGGGGCUGCACAGCAGCCCGGAGCUGAGCCGCGGCACGCGGCUGAGCGUGGGGGAGCUGCGCUCCCUCUUCGAGGCUCGCUGCGCCGCCGUGGCCGCCGCCGCCGCCCGGCAGCUGCCCGAGCCGGCCAAGCGCGGCUGCCGGCCCCCCAACGGCGUCCUGCCGCCCGUCAUUCCCCGGCUCACCGUCACCGCCGAGGAGAGCGAGGAGGCGCAGGGCAGCGCCCGGCCGCCGCCGCCGCACCCGGAAGGCGGCUGGCUGAGGACGGACAGCUCGUCGCACCUGCAGUCCCGCCGCCUCUCCACCUCCUCGCUCUCCUCCACGGGCUCCUCGUCCCUGCUCGAGGACUCCGAGGACGACCUGCUGAGCGACACGGAGGGCAGGAGCCAGGGCAUCGUGCACCUGGAGCACGGCGAGGACAGCAACCAGAAAAAGGCAUGGCAUACGAUUAAAACCAUGGUUAACUUACCUAUCAUCAGUCCUUUCAAGAAACGCUACUCAUGGGUGCAACUGGCCGGGCAUACAGGGAGUUUCAAGGCAGCUGAUAGCGGGAAGAUUCUCAAGCGCUUCUCGGAGAAUGAAAAGGAGUGUUUUGAGCGCCUGAUGAAAGAUCCCCUGCGCUCCUGUGUUCCCUGCUUCCAUGGUGUGGUGGAGAGAGAUGGCGAGAGCUACAUUCAGCUGGAUGACUUGCUUACGGAUUUUGAAGGACCGUGUGUGAUGGAUUGCAAGAUGGGGAUCAGGACAUACCUGGAGGAAGAGCUGACAAAGGCCCGUGAGAAACCAAAGCUGCGUAAGGACAUGUACAAGAAAAUGAUUGAAGUGGAUCCUCUUGCUCCUACAGCAGAAGAGAACGCGCAGCAUGCUGUCACCAAGCCCCGGUACAUGCAGUGGAGGGAAACCAUCAGCUCUAGUGCCAACCUGGGCUUCAGGAUUGAAGGGAUUAAGAAGGCAGAUGGAACAUGUAACACAAACUUCAAAACUACAAAGACACAGGAGCAAGUUCUCCAGGUUUUUGUGGAAUUUAUUGAGGGUAACACAACUAUUCUGAAAAAAUACCUCAAGCGUCUGCAGGAAAUUCAUGUCAUUCUUGAGUCCUCAGACUUCUUCAAGCGACAUGAGGUCGUUGGAAGUUCACUGCUUUUUGUGCAUGAUGACAGUGGGAAUGCCAAUGUGUGGCUGAUUGAUUUUGGAAAGACCACCCUUCUGCCUGAUGGGCAGACGCUCGAUCACAGAAUUCCCUGGCAAGAAGGCAACAGGGAAGACGGGUACCUGUUGGGACUGGACAAUUUGAUUGGCAUCUUGGAAAGCAUCACUGAAAGAUGAGAGGAUGAGUGUGGCACAAAACUCACAGGGCUGCUUUGUAACUUUCUGCUCUACUGGGAUCACUCAGUUAGAUGGAAACCAAUUCCCUCCCAGUUUUGGGGGGUCAUUAUACUGCAGAGGGAGCUGCAUCCAGAGCCCAGCUGUUAGUGAUCAAAAUGACUGCAGCAGCCCUCUGAACCUGAACAACUCCAGCUUGAUCUGUAUUGCACCAGCCGAACUUCGGACUGGCCCGCAGAGAAUCGGGAUCUGCACGCUCGGGAAUCACACCGACAUGAGUCCAGAGGUCUGUAUGGUAAAGCCAGAACGAUUCUGAUUUCAGCAAACAGAUGUGACUCUGGUUACCUCUUAGUGAACCAGAGCAAGUACUUGGGGAUUCAGGGUAAGGGGUAGCUGAUCUUUUUUUUUUUCAUGGAACUGCACAGUUUUGAAGCCAGCAAGUGUUUUUUUCCCCCAAAUUCCAAGUCUCCUUGCUCCCAUGUAUGCUUUGGAUUGGGCCAACAACAGCUGCUGCACUGUGUUAAAGCGUGCACAAGGUGGGAAUUGGUGGUAUUUGCAAGAAACCUGGACCAAAGGGAAACACCAUUUUGUAGCGGAGGUUGUAUCAGUGGUUGGAUGUAGUAACUGCUGUUGACCAUUCCUCCUCUUCCCUGCACCAGCCUCAGCUCCUCUCUCUCAGAAGCUUUUGUCUUUUACGUAGCCUCUCAGGAGAUGACAGAUCUCUAGUGAGAGAACAGCACCCUCUUGGUUUCAAAAACAUUUGGUUUUUUUCAAACUGCGUGGGGUUUCGAGAGAGUGGCCAGCACGGCAAGGCUGGCCGCGUGCAGCUGAGCCAAAGUUCUGAAAACUCACUAACGAAUUUCUUUGGGUGCGUGGUGUGGGACACAGGAUUUUUUUCAGGAUUGGAUUAUUUUUAAAGCUAGAAGCCCUAUGUACACACACCAGUAACUCUGCUACCAGUAUGAUUUCUUAGACUGUAGUUUUGAUUCUCUCCUAUUGCACAUGAAAGAGGUGACUUUUUGGCCCUGGUCAUCCUGUUCCCAAAUAUGAAGCUGCCACUUGACUAUAGAGACCAACAGAGAGCUCAAGAGGCAAACAUUUUUGCCUUUACAACAGUACACUAAUGGUGAGAUCCAGUCCUAGGCAUCCUUCCCGUGAGAUAUCAGCUGUUAUCUUGGGGUGCUGAGGGGCAUGGAAGUUAUAUAUCAUAUCCCUUAAUCCCUGUCUGGAGUUGCAGGAACACCUGUGGGUGACUUUUGUUAGCUUGCUGUGGCUCCUGUGUAGCCACAGGACAUUCACUUUGAUGGGAUAAAACCAAGGCAGACCAAAGCGCUGCGUUUUCUUGUGUUGGCAUCUCUGCCUCUGGCUGCUUGGAGUGCUCGCAGUAUAAAUGCUGCCAGACGACAAACACUGGCAAUCCGUUCACGCGGAGUUCAACAAGAUAGAUUCUGUAGGAGCACUGAGAAGUGGAGACACUUUAGCCUAAAAGAGAAAUUGUUUGAAACUGGUAAUUAUUUUUGCAACCCACUGCAAGUUAAUAAUUGUUCUGUUGCCUCACAGAGUCCCUCUCAGUAUUAUUAUCAUGUUAAUGGAUUUUCUUUCCACUUAUGUCUUUCAGAGGGUUUACACUUUGAAAAGUAGAGCUGUAGACUGGCUCCACAGAUGUUUGAAAAAGAUAAGAUUGCAAGAAACUUUAUUUUUAAAGUGAAGAUAAUCCUUCAAUAGGAAGCACAUGUAUUAUUCUAGGUGUUUCCAAACUUUUGAAUUUGUAUGAGCUGACAAUAACAAUUAACACUGAUGAAUUUCUUAGAAUUAAAAAUUUCCUUCUUUCCUGCAGCCACCAGGUAAGCCAUUCUUUUAGCAGUGUUUGAAGAGACCAGGAAGUAAAUAGGUGUCACAGGAGAGAACUUUAAUAAGAACACUUCUUCUAUUGAACUAUAAUUCAGGCAGUCCUACUACAAUUAAAAAUAAUUAGAAAAAUUAUAAAUGAGACUGUUGCAGUGAUGCAGUUCAUUAGUGGGUUUUGUGUUUAUGAACCUUGAGUUGGUUUUUUUUUUUUAAUCGCACAUGUGAACCUCUUAUUUUUCUAGAAAGGGAGUAGGAUGUUGAAGGUUAAAAAAAAAAAGGCAAUUCUUAAAUAUGAAAGGACAAUUUGUCAUAAAUGUUUAGAAUGUCCAGGUCUAAUGGAAAGUAGCUGCAGCGCGAUGCCAACAGCCUCCAAAACCCCACUGCUGCCAGUGCCUGGAAGGAUGGUUUGCAGCACAAACCACCUUGUGGGAGAACAUGGGACGUGAGCCAUUGCUCUGCAGCAGUUGCAAAGGGUUAGGGUGGGGAAGACACUGGACUAGAAACUCAGUUUACAUGAGAAGUAGUCCAGAUAUUUUGUUUUGAAAUGGCCUUUGACUUUUUAUGGGGUUAGAAGAGAGGAUGUCACAUUCUAAUGUGCUUCUGCUGUUAACAGGAGAAAAGAGGGAGCUUUUAAUUAGUGAAGUGCGAGUGCAGCACUCCAAAUGAGGACUGGAUUUAAAGGGACUGGAGGCUCUGAGCUCAUGAGCAAGUUACCACAGGGUAAGUUAGAUACUCCUCAGCUGUCCUAGAGUUGUCUGCCUGUGUGCACGCUCCCUGCCUUUUGCUCUGGGGCACAUCACCACACACAAACUUCCUUUUCCCGAGGUGUCACCAUCAGGCCUUUGCCAUGGGAGAGCUGCUGGACACUGACCAAGGCCCUGGCUGGCGUACGAGCCCGGGCCGCAGCUCCCGAGCACCUCACUGCUAGCUGAGGCACGGGGCCUGUGCCGUGCUGUGCAGCCAGCCCGGAGCGGGGGUGCCAGUGGCCACCAUGCUCCUCCCUCGUGCCAUGGAGCACUAGGGUAGCUGCUUCAUUCGUGUGCGAAUCAGGCAGCAGCACGUGGCUCCCCGGCUCUGCCAGACUUUUUGGCCUUUACGACCAUCUCCUAGGCUGCAGUUUUGUUCCUUUUUUUUACAGAUGGGAAAGGACCUACUUGCUGCACAGGGAUGGUGUGAGGCUGUACUUGGUUAGUGCUUGCAAGAUGCUGUGAGAUUCUUUAGAGGGUGGUGCAAUAUAGAAAGAAAUACACAAAUAUGUUGUCUAAGUUAAAAACAAUGGGUGUUGUGGCUCCACCAGGUUAUAAAUAGUUAAAUUUCAUUUAUAAAAAAGUGGUACAAAUCAGAUCACUUGUCAUUUUACACUUAAGAAUUCACUUAACAUCAGCUGAUCUAGUUCCUAAAAUAUGGAAAGAUUUCCAAAGGAGUUGGACCAAACCCCUAAGUAUCUCAGCGGGCUCUUGCUUAUCUUCUUUUGUGUUGCUGUAUUAUUAUUUGUUAUUCUUAAGGUACUGAGGUCAAAUGGCCUGUAUCAUCCACAGUGCAUCCGUUCUGAACACUACAAUGCAAUGCUGACCACGGUCACUUUGGACAUUGACUGUACUGGUUGAGUGUUUGUUACUCCAGAGUGU
Molecule: messenger RNA, 4900 nt
Organism: Nothoprocta perdicaria
Lineage: Eukaryota; Metazoa; Chordata; Aves; Tinamiformes; Tinamidae
Gene: ITPKA
Product: inositol-trisphosphate 3-kinase A
Exons: 7
Coding region: 39-1427 (462 amino acids)
Biological process (GO): inositol phosphate biosynthetic process
Cellular component (GO): nucleus; cytoplasm
Molecular function (GO): inositol-1,4,5-trisphosphate 3-kinase activity; inositol tetrakisphosphate kinase activity
Source: RefSeq, a predicted model, not a curated record